AUGAAGAAUAAAUAUGUAUUUUUUUAUUCUUAUAAGAGUAAUUACAAAAUAAUUAUUGUUUAUGAUUAUAUAGAAAAAUUAUAUGAACCUAAAAGACGUAUGUAUAAUGAUAUUGGUUAUGGGAAAAGUAGAUAUGAUUUUUAUUGUAAAAAUGUUACAGCAAGUGGUUUUAAUAAGUCUAAUAGUGAACAUAUAAAUAUAUGCUUGGACGCUAAAACAUAUAUGUUAAGUAUAACUGGGAAAUAUAGAAAUCAUAAUUACGAGGAUGAAAAUAUAUAUUGUUUAUACUUGUUUUAUUGGCUAUAUCACAAUCUCAUGAAGAAAACAAAUCAAUUUGUUGACGUCAAAAGUAUGUUAUAUCAAGUGUUAAAUGCAUAUGGAAGAGAUUUAGGGGGGUUCGAUAAUUUAUGCAAAGAUUAUAAGAAUAUUAUUACUGAUUAUGAUUUGAUCAAAAUAUCACAUUUAUAUGAUGUGUAUAAGUGUAUUAAAGGAGAAUAUGACAAUGAGCUUAGAGAGGACGAUUAUUUUUGUGUUGCAAUAAAAAAAUUAGUAGAAAAUUAUAAUACAGAAAUGAAAGCACAUGCUGUUACACACACGGUACCAAUGGAAACAAUACGUUGUCCAAGUAAUAUUAAAUCUCCUAUUAUUAUUACAGUACUCGCAAUGGUGAUUACACUUACUUUUUUAUUUAUUAUGUUUAAGGUUAAUUAUGAUAUGUUUUAUAAAUAUUUUUUCUAUAAAAACACAAAAUAUGGUUCUAACCUUCAGCGAGUAAUAAAAAGAAUAAAAAAUAAAUUGAGUAUAUCAUCCGAAUCUGAAAUGCGAAGAAGAGAUUCAAGUUAUAAUAGAUACAAUAUAUUAAAUCAUCUUAACGAAUUUUAUUAUUAA
This is a messenger RNA of Plasmodium gonderi, 888 nucleotides long. RefSeq names its product variable surface protein. The transcript is spliced from 3 exons. The coding region runs from base 1 to 888 and encodes 295 amino acids. The record is from RefSeq and is a predicted model, not a curated record. NCBI's taxonomy places the organism in Eukaryota, Apicomplexa, Aconoidasida, Haemosporida, Plasmodiidae.